AUUUGCUGUCACGACUCACGAGUCUAUUUUAGAUCUCAUUGGUUUCUGUACGUACUUAUGACAAAUUAUACCAACGCAGAAGUUCGUCAAAAGUAAAUACCAAACACACACAGAAAAAGAGAAAGAAACAAAACACAGCUAUGGAUACCAUAAAGCGCAGAACGGUGGAAGUCAACGGCAUAAAGAUGCACGUGGCGGAGAAAGGAGAAGGCCCGGUGGUUCUUUUCCUGCACGGCUUCCCGGAGCUGUGGUACUCGUGGCGCCACCAGAUACUUGGCCUCAGCUCCCUGGGCUACCGCACCAUAGCCCCAGACCUGCGGGGCUAUGGCGACACGGAAGCACCGGGGUCGGUGACGAGCUACACGUGCUUCCACCUGGUGGGUGAUGUGGUAGCUCUGAUUGAUUCUCUUGGCGUAGAGAAAGUGUUUGUGGUCGGACAUGAUUGGGGGGCCAUCAUCGGUUGGUACCUCUGCUUGUUCCGACCAGACAGAGUUAAGGCUUAUGUUUGCCUCAGUGUCCCUUUCCGACCGUUUCUUGGAAGAGACCCAAAAAUCAAGACGGUUGACGCUUUCCGAGCCGCAUGUGGAGAUGAUUUUUACAUAUGCAGGUUCCAGGAACCAGAGAAGAUGGAAUCUGAGUUUGCUCGAGUUGACACAGCUUAUCUGUUCAAGAACAUACUUACAACCCGCUUAACUGAAGCCCCAAUAUUUCCAAAGGGAGAAUACGGAAAUGGUUUUAAUCCAAAUCCUCAAGAGACAUUACCCUCUUGGCUCUCAGAACAAGAUAUUGCUUAUUAUGUCUCUAAAUUUGAGAACACAGGCUUCACUGGAGCUAUAAACUACUAUAGAAAUCUCAACAUAAACUGGGAACUAACAGCACCAUGGACCGGGGUAGGAAUCAGCAAUGUGCCAGUGAAGUUCAUCAUAGGUAGUGUGGAUUUGGUGUACAAUUUCCCAGGGGUGAAAGAGUAUAUUCACAACGGUGGUUUCAAGAAAGACGUGCCUAAUUUAGAGGAAGUGGUUGUGCAAAACGGAGUGGCUCACUUCAAUAAUCAAGAAGCAGCAGAGGAUGUGAACAACCACAUUUACCAGUUUAUUAACAAGUUCUAGUCUUGAACCAUUCAUCUGGUUCAUACUUGAUGUUUAGACUUUAGAUACAUUUUCUGAUGCUUUCUUGAAUAAGUUGUGAUUGCCAGUUACGUUUGCAUUGGCAACCUCUUUGCUUUUA
Arachis stenosperma is the source of this 1227-nucleotide messenger RNA. RefSeq lists its product as uncharacterized. Gene Ontology annotation, molecular function: hydrolase activity. The record is from RefSeq and is a predicted model, not a curated record. The transcript has 3 exons. NCBI's taxonomy places the organism in Eukaryota, Viridiplantae, Streptophyta, Magnoliopsida, Fabales, Fabaceae. Bases 141 to 1109 code for a protein of 322 amino acids.